This is a messenger RNA of Odontomachus brunneus, 5120 nucleotides long. Its product is annotated as plexin domain-containing protein 2. The record is from RefSeq and is a predicted model, not a curated record. The transcript has 8 exons. Lineage: Eukaryota; Metazoa; Arthropoda; Insecta; Hymenoptera; Formicidae. The coding region runs from base 690 to 2690 and encodes 666 amino acids.
CGUCAGUGUGCCGCGCGCCUCGUUACGAAUCGGACUGUUUCUCGCUCGGAUCGAUCUCUCGAAACGGUCGUUUCUCCGCAUUCUUCGCAGCGAGCGCGAAAGCCAAUCGCGCCAGCGAACGCACCAAAGGACGCGUCAGCGGACAAUUAACAUAAUAAAAAGGACUGUGUUGUUUGAAGAGGAACACAGUUUCGCGACAGUUCCGCACAGCAUCCUCGGAGGGCUGGUUCGCGCGGUAGCGUACAAUUGCUCUUUUGCCACUCGUCUUUUCCCAUUCCUCGGUGAAAUUCGAGUCGCUGCCCUUCAUUCCUCUCUUUCUUUCUUUCUUUCCCCAUCCGAACGUACGUGUAUCUGCUGUCAGUCUCUCCCUUCACCGCCCUCGCCACUAUCCGUUUUCGCCUUGUGCUCUGUCCUUCUCUUUCGUUCCUCAUUCGCCGCCACCGCCACCGCCACCGCCGCCGCCGCCGCCGCCGUCGCCGCCGCGCGAGCGUGCGAGAGCGCUCGUCGUUUUUCCGUCGCGUUCCGUCCCCGUCUCCAGGUCGACGAGUGCACCACCCAGCGAGCGCAAGGAACUCCGGAGCACACACGCUCCGCUUCUCCACGGCGCGAAUUUGCCGCCAGGGAAUCUCUCUUUUCGCGAGACCAGAGGCCGACGAGAGCGAAUUCUCCUCGUCGUCGACGACGCAGAUAUGGCGCGCGAAAAGGAACGGUGGUGCUCCUUGAACGGUGUGAGCGCGCGGCGAAGGCCUCCGCGGGUCCCGCUGCUGCUCGUCCUGUGCACGCUCCUGGUCGGAUCCUUGGCAGUCGCCGCCGAGACCGGCGACUCGUAUUACCAUUACGCCGUGUACAAGGGCAGGUCGCCGAUCGAUUCUCGAUCGUCCAACAUCGAACUGAUCGAUGAGGAUACGCACCUCACGAGGAGACGGCGGGCGACGCCCGACAAAGUUGUGUCGACCGAGCAGAAGGAUGAACCCAAGGACCCGGCGCAACAGUCGCAGCAGCCACAACAGCCACAGCAGCCACAGUUGCCGCUAUCUUCGGCACAGUCCCCACAGCCGUCGCAGCCACAGCCGCCGCACCCACAGCCGUCGCAGCCGCAGCAACAGCAACAGCAGGAACAGAAGCCGCAACAACAGCAGCAACUGCCGGCACAGCCGUCGGUGAGCACGACGACCUCGCCCGGAGACGUUACUUAUCCCCGUGACGCUUCCUCCACUCUACCUCCUUCUGAUACCUUGGAUCCCAAGAAGAAGGUGACGGUGUCGCAGCCGAUGAACCCCGCAGCCGAUGAUGCGCCAUCACCGACACCGCACAUCUGGGCUAAUCGUACGAGAUGGAGCAACACGACGAGCGGCAAGGAUUGGCAACGUGAUGACAGUAAAAAUCAAACGAAGGUGACGGAACUGACAGCCGUGAAGGAAGAUGACAAAACGGAGGACGACAAAACGGAGGACGACAAAACGGAGAGCGAAAUCAGCGAUAUUUCGAUCAACAAGUUCUCCGACGUGACUAAUACCACGCUCUCGCAGAACAACAUCACCAAGACGGUCUACGAUACGCACCAGUAUUAUAAUAGCACCUUCAUCAUCGACACCGACAUCUGCAAGAAGUAUUGGGUGGAUAUGGAUAAUCAUCCGGAGCUUAAAGUCAACCACCUUCUCAGUCAAAGCCAUCGACGCGCCGCGACUGUCAAACUGAAGUUCGACUUUCCUUUUUACGGACAUAAAGUCCGUAACAUCACUAUCGCCACCGGUGGUUUCCUGUAUACUGGCGAGUACGUGCAUAGCUGGCUGGCAGCCACUCAAUACAUCGCACCGCUCAUGGCGAAUUUCGAUACCCGCCUGUCGAACGCCAGCUACGUCAAAUACGCUGACAAUGGCACCGCGUUUACGGUCGAGUGGGAGAAGGUGAAGCUGCAGGACAAACCAGGGUCCGGCGCGUUCACUUUCCAGGUGACCUUGCAUCAGAACGGCGACAUCGUGUUCGUCUACUCGGUCAUACCUCUGGUGGUCGAACAGAUCGAGGACAGGAUGCAUCCUGUCAAGGUUGGCCUGAGCGACGCCUACAUCAUGGACAGGACAGUAUUCUUUGUCCGGCGGAAAACCAUCUACGAGUACCACCGCGUGAACUUCAAUCGACAGGACAUAAUGAACUGCACGGUCAUCUACCUGAAAGCCUUGCCCACUUGCCUCGACAUAGACAACUGUCACGACUGUCUGACGAAAGUGCACGAAUUCGACUGCAAGUGGUGCCCGGAACUGAAUCAAUGCAGCACCGGCACUUUUCGAUCGCGGCAAGACUGGGUGCUGAAGGGUUGCGACGUGCGCAAUAUCAAAGAAUCGGCGAACUGCCCUUCGAACGUCAAGAUAUAUAAAGGCGAGGAAUACGACCACGAUGGUCACGUACAUCCUGAGGAAACGAUCACCGCCAAUGAGAUGAGCGCGAAGCAGGAGAGACCUGAUACGAGCGCCUUGGAAAGUUCUGCUCGCGACAACAUGAAUAUGAGCGUUUCUGGAAUAAUCGGAAUCCUCACCGUCGUUGCUUUAGCGGUGGGCCUCGUAGGUUGGGGUGCGUAUGCUUAUCGCAAUCCUCACAGUGCAUCAGGACAAAUGUUGAUAAGGUACCGUCCGAGUCAAUGGAGCUGGCGAAGAGGUGAGGCCCGUUACACAGCCGCGACCAUCCACAUGUGAUGAGGUGUCAACGGGGAUCAAGUCACAGUCAAUAACGAAACUGUCGGACCAAACUUCCUAUUAACUGUACAGUGUAUCGAGUCUGCGAGAUGAAAACAGGCCCCGAACACAUUUGCUCGGGACGCCGCGCUGUUCGUCAGGUUUACAUUCAAUUAUGUAAUUACGGAUAAUCAUCUUCUUACAGCGAUUACACAGCGCGAUGUAGCGGAAGCGAACUGACCGAAGUGGCAAGCGAACAUGUGUAGCGUUUUUAGACAAUUUGACGGAAAUGUUAUCGCGGUGUAUCUCAAUACUUCCCGCGAUCGAACGCCAUUGACAACAAUAUCGGGAACAAGAACAGGACUGAUUCAAAGGGAAUUUUUAACGAGGGCUAAUCGAGAGAGAAAGAGAGAGAGAGGGAGAAAUUGCGACUAAUCGAAAAACGAACACGGAAAAAAGAUUUGCUGCAGCAGCAAACUAAUUUGCUAUAUAUGGAUAGUUAAUAUAGAUAAUUUGCUGUGCUACUUUUUCUUUGUUGCAGGAACCUAUUUUCUUGCUAUGAUAACAAGAAAAUUUGCCUAUACAGCAAGAAAAGUGGCUAACUCAGCAAAUUUAUUACAGAUGGAUAACUAAACAAAAUUUACUGCUUUAGCUACUUUUUUUGUUGCAGGAGCAGAUUUUCUUGUUAUCUUAGCAAGAAAAUUGGUUCCUGCAGCAAAAUAAUGUGGCUAACACAGCAAAUUAUGUUUAGUUGUCCAUAUCUUUUUUCCGUGAAGCUACCCGGCGGAAAAUCCGCGAAAGUUUUAUACACAUCAACUUUGCGAAGCUUCGGACCGAUUAAUCGUUGCGCGUCAAGGUACGCGCGACAAGAUCGCCGUUGAUGUGGAUUUCACGACGAGGACUGAGCAACGACAUAAAUGUCGCGAUCAUAUAAAAAGAAGUUCACGAGCUUUCUGCGAGACAACGUUUCGCACGACGUUUUGUUGCGCGAGUCGCAUGGAUCAUUCGCGUUCGCGACAGAAACGUCCUUAACACGUUUACGACCAGAGUUCAUUUGGGAAACUCUUCCCAUGGACCACCUCAUAUUUUUCUCUUAAUGUAAUUAUAUGUAGGACAGGCUUAGUUUUGUUUAUAUGUGUAGACACAGGAGAAAAAAUGAGCGCUGUCACACACGUGUGACACUGGUAGCAGACGUGUUAAAAUAUUGUCGAUGACUCAAAUCGCGACGAUAGGAACGAUCGGUAUCGUAGUGCCGACUGUUGGGCGACCCGACUAAGAGGAAAUGUUUACGAUGGUUUCUCGUCGAGGGCGAUCGUAAUAUCGAAGCACGGAUGACGCCCGUACGCGUCGAGCAUUUAUGUGAUUCUCAGCAGCGUGCGACAUACUUUGUUAUUGUUUAAGAAAUCCGUUUUCUCUUUUAAUCGCAACAACUUUACUACUGUUUCGUGUAUGCAAUGUUCACAGUGAGAAGAGCAAGGAAAAAGAAGGGGAAACACGAGCGAAGAAACGAAUUGACAUAUAAACUGAAUGUUUCAAGUUCCAAUCUAGCGUGCUGAAGCUACAGUUCGUCGAGCUCUUUGAGCAGUUGUGCGAUAGGAAGGGAGGAGAAAUCAUUCUGAAGUAUCCGUCAAUUUAGCCUACGUAAAAUUCGUCCUGGAAUCGUUCGGACUAUUGUCGUUACAUUCCAAAGAACACGUUCUCGAGAAUGAAUUACGCAACCACGUGCGAGCUGCAGCUUCAGCGUUUUGUAUCACAGAGACACACACAUACACAGACAUAUACAAAAACAUAUCUAUAAAUAGAUACAUAUAAAUGAUUAUAUAUAACGACUAUAUACAAAUAUAUUUUACGACGAGAUUUUUUGGAAGAUCACACAAGCAGCUUAUAAUACAUAUAAAAUUAAAAGAAAACAAGCGAAAAUAAAAAAAAAAUGAAAGAAAGAACCAGAAAGAGCAAGAGGAAUUAUAAAAAUUUGUUAGCAUCUACAUGGUAAUAUUAGGUCAUGAGUGUAUAUAGUAGUCUUAUGAGAAGCAAUAUAAUUUUUAUCUAAUUGUAAAUGUAUAAUUCAAUGUCAAAACGGUGCCUUCUUUGUAAACCUCUGGGUAUGAUGAUAUAUCGACAUGCAGCAAAAGAAACGACGAAGGGUUUGAGGGGAAAUCUCACUGUUCUUGAACGAGAGGUUUUUGGAGAGAUUGAUCCUCCUACCAUAGGGAAAUAGUUCGAGGGAAAUGCAAUUGUAAAAAGAAUCUUAAUUGUCCGUUUGUUAGAUGUUCGUAGCUUAGAGUGCAUGAACUCGUCACGCUAAAACUCGCGAUUAGCUUAAUCGCGCGACGAGUCAACGGAGGGGACGGAAGAGUGAAUUACCGUCAAACUUGCGAACAGCUUUUCUUACAUUACUGUGUACGAUGUAACUCAUAGUUUGUGAUAAUAAAUAUUAUAAUUAUUAUAGUA